AUGAAGCUGAAGGAGCUUGAGCGACAAGCCGUCCAAGUUUGGAGCCCAGCCAGCCAGUACCCUGUGUAUCUGGCCACAGGAACAUCUGCCCAGCAGCUAGAUGCCUCCUUUAGUACAAAUGGCACAUUGGAAAUCUUUGAGGUUGAUUUCAGGGACCCCUCUCUGGACUUGAAACGCAAGGGAGUCCUUUCUGCCUCCAGCAGGUUUCACAAGCUGAUCUGGGGGAGCUUUGGCAAUGGGCUUCUGGAAGCCUCUGGGGUCAUUGCAGGCGGCGGGGACAGUGGCAUGCUUACUCUGUACAAUGUGACCCACAUCUUAUCUUCGGGAAAGGAGCCUGUGAUUGCCCGGAGACAGAAGCACUCGGGGGCUGUCAGAGCCCUUGACUUUAAUCCUUUCCAGGGCAACCUCCUUGCCUCAGGGGCCAGUGCUUCUGAAAUCUUCAUUUGGGAUUUGAAUAACCUGAGUGUGCCAAUGACCCCAGGAUCCAAGUCACAGCCCCUAGAAGAUGUCAAGGCUCUGUCUUGGAACCGUCAAGUUCAACACAUUCUGUCUUCUGCUCACCCCAGCGGCAAGGCAGUCGUGUGGGAUCUCAGGAAGAAUGAACCUAUCAUCAAAGUCAGUGAUCACAGCAACCGGAUGCACUGCUCAGGCCUGGCCUGGCACCCAGACGUAGCCACCCAGUUGGUACUUUGUUCAGAAGAUGAUCGUCUUCCAGUAAUUCAGCUGUGGGACUUGCGCUUUGCCUCCUCACCCCUAAAGGUGCUGGAGAGUCACAGCAGGGGGAUCCUGUCAGUGUCAUGGAGUCAGGCUGAUGCUGAGCUGCUGCUCAGCAGUGCCAAGGACAACCAGAUCUUGUGCUGGAACCUGGGGAGCAGCGAGGUGGUGUAUAAACUACCCACGCUGAGCAGCUGGUGCUUUGAUGUGCAGUGGUGCCCUCGGGACCCUUUGGUGUUCUCUGCUGCCUCCUUUGAUGGCUGGAUCAAUUUAUACUCUGUGAUGGGUAGGAGCUGGGAAGUCCAGCAGAUGAGACAGGCUGACAAGAUCUCUUCUUCCUUCAGCAAAGGCCAGCCUCUCCCACCAUUGCAGGUGCCAAAGCAAGUGGCCCAAGCAUCAUUGAUACCUCCCCUGAAAAAACCCCCCAAAUGGAUGAGGAGGCCAGCAGGUGUUUCAUUUGCUUUUGGGGGCAAGCUGGUGACCUUUGGCCUCCCCAGCACCCCUGUCCAUCAGGUGCCACAACCUUGCAUCCGCCUAGUCUUUAUCAGUCAGGUCACCACAGAACCUGAAUUCCUGACACAGUCAGCUGAGCUGCAGGAGGCCCUGGGAUCAGGAAAUCUCCUGAAUUACUGUCAGAACAAGAUCCAGCAAGCAUCACUGCAAAGCGAAAAGAUGCUCUGGCAGUUCCUGAAGGUGACUUUAGAGGAGGACUCCAGAAUGAAAUUCCUGAAGCUAUUAGGAUACAGUAAAGAUGAACUUCAGAAGAAGGUAGCCACAUGGUUGAGGAGAGAUUUGAGGCUGGAUGAGAGCCCUCAGUCCAAGGAAGAUGACCUCAACAGUAACAGACAACAGGCCUUCUCCUUACAGACCUCCAAACAUACUACCUGGGAAGCCUCAGCCUCCUCAGCCUUCUUUGAUGAGCUGAUCCCUCAAAACAUGACUCCAUGGGAGAUCCCCAUCACAGAAGACACAGAGGGACUCCUGAGCCGGGCUCUCCUGCUUGGAGAACUGGGCCCUGCUGUGGAGCUGUGUCUGAAGGAAGAGCGCUUUGCUGAUGCCAUCAUCCUGGCCCAGGCUGGAGGUGCAGAUCUGCUGAAGCAAGCACAGGAGUGCUACUUGGCCAAGAAGAAAACCGGAAUCGCCCCGCUGCUAGCCUGCAUUAUACAGAAGAAUUGGAAAGACAUGGUGUGUGCCUGUAGCCUGAAGAACUGGAGAGAGGCUCUGGCCUUGCUGCUGACAUACUCAGAGCCAGAGAAAUUCCCCGAGCUCUGUGACAGGCUGGGAACUCGUAUGGAGCAGGAGAGUGGCUGGGCUCUCGCCUCUGAAGCCAGACUCUGCUACGUGUGCUCAGGGAGCGUGGAGCGGCUGGUGGAGUGCUGGGCAAGAUGCCAGCCGGCUUCAUCCCCCAUGGCUUUACAGGACCUGAUGGAGAAAGUGAUGGUCCUUAACAGGAGCUUGGAGCUACUGCGGGGUCCUGAUGGGGUGAACCCAGGCCCUGCCACAACCUACAGAAUCACUCAGUAUGCCAACCUCCUGGCAGCCCAGGGCAGCCUGGCCACUGCCAUGAGCUACCUACCCAGAGACUGUGCUCAGCCACCAGUUCAGCAGCUGAGAGAUCGACUUUUUCAUGCCCAGGGUUCUGGUGUCUUGGGCCAGCAGACUCCCCCUUUCCCUUUCCCCCGGUUUGUUGUGGGAGCUACCCCCUACUCUCAAGAGACAUCCUCUCCCAGACUGAAAUUCCAGUCUUCUCACCAGGUUCCAAUUCUACCUCCAAGGCCAAGGAUUUUUACACCUCAGUCUACACUAAUGAUGCCCUUGACACCUUCCCAUCCUAGCCCUUAUCAGGGCUCCAGAAUGCAGAAUACAAGUGACUACAGGCCAUCUAGGGUCCAGGAAGCACAGCCCUUGCCUCUGGGUCCUGGGGUAAGGCCUGCUUUAUCUCAGCCUCAGCUGUUACGAGGGCAAAGGGCACAAGCUCCUAACCCCGUGGGAUUCCCUGGAACAUGGCCUCUUCUGGCUCCACCCAUGGUACCCCCAGACAUUAUGCAGCCUGGCUCCGUUCCCCUGCCUGGGGCUCCUCCAGUGCCCCCUCUGCUUCCUGUGAGAGCACCAGGCUUCAGCCCAAUGAGCUCCCAGCCACCAGCCCCUCCUGUCAGCUUCCCUGGGGCCCACCCUCCAGGAGGGCCAGGUACUCCACACGCUGGUGUCCUCCCGACCACUGGCAUCUUGACUCCUCACCCAGGACCUCAGGAUUCCUUGAAAAAUGCUCCAGUGCUUAACGGAAACCUCCAGAGGAAAAAGUUGCCAGAGGCAUUUAUGCCCCCAGCACCAAUUACUACUCCAGUUAUGUGCCUCGCUUCUGAGCCUCGAGGGGUCCUUUCCUCACAACCCACCGUCCCCAGUGUGAGUCAUGUUCCCCCUGGAGCCCCACAAGAACUCAGCUGGCAGCAAUGUCAGCAGCCACUGGAGAAGAUGGACAGGAAGGAGAUGCCCCCUGAACACCAGUCCUUGAAGAUCAGCUUUGAGUCACUUCUGCAGCGCUGUGCCCUGUCUGCCACUGACUUAAAAACAAAACGGAAGCUAGAUGAAGCUGUGCAACGUCUAGAAUGUCUGUAUGACAAGCUCUGUGAGGGGACACUCUCGCCUCCUGUGCUGGCCGGGCUCCAUGAGAUUGCCCGAUGUGUGGACGCAGGAAGCUCAGAGCAGGGCCUCAUGGUGCAUGCCCAGGUGGUGAGCUGCAGCAGCUUCAGUGAGGUCUCCAGCUUCAUGCCUGUCCUGAAGUCUGUCCUCACCAUUGCUCAUAAGCUGCACGUCUAA
Molecule: messenger RNA, 3531 nt
Organism: Rangifer tarandus platyrhynchus (Svalbard reindeer)
Lineage: Eukaryota; Metazoa; Chordata; Mammalia; Artiodactyla; Cervidae
Source: the annotation of a GenBank genome assembly